AACUCAACACUCUUGUCCUCCGGGACCUACUGGGGUCAAUUCGAAGAGAUCGGAAAGUACAAUACCAACCUCAACGUUGCAGAAAGGUUAUGGGCUGCCUGGUAUGCUUGGAUGCAAAACGAUGUCCUGGCCACCGGAAUCAUGUCUUUUGUUAUGCAUGAAUUGGUCUACUUUGGUCGCUCGCUUCCUUGGAUUUUCAUCGACACAUUGGGCUUGUUCAAUCGUUACAAGAUUCAGGGUAACAAGAUCCCUUCCCUUCGUGAACAAUGGGACUGUGCCAAGUUCGUCCUCUUGAGUCAUUUCACCGUUGAAUUACCUCAAAUUUGGCUUUUCCACCCAAUGGCACAGUUCUGUGGACUUUCGACCUCGAUCCCUUUCCCGAACGUUUGGACCAUGGCGUUCCAGAUUGCCAUCUUCUUCGUGAUGGAGGAUACCUGGCAUUACUUCUCCCACCGUGCUCUUCACUGGGGUCCCCUUUACAAGGCCAUUCACAAGAUUCACCACCAGUACUCGGCCCCCUUCGGUUUGGCUGCAGAAUACGCCUCUCCCAUUGAGGUCAUGAUCUUGGGCUUUGGCACCGUGGGAUGUCCCAUUCUUUGGUGUGCUAUGACCGGUGAUCUACAUAUCCUCACUAUGUAUAUCUGGAUCGUGCUGCGCUUGUUUCAGGCCAUUGAUGCUCACAGUGGAUAUGAAUUCCCAUGGAGUCUGCACCACUUCCUUCCCUUUUGGGCUGGUGCCGAUCAUCAUGAUCUGCACCAUGAGAAGUUCAUUGGCAAUUACGCUAGCAGUUUCCGGUGGUGGGACUACGUUCUCGACACCGAGUACACCCCAGAUGCGUUGAAGCGGCGUCGGGAGAACAAGGCCAAGGCUCCCAAGGCACAGUGA
Messenger RNA from Penicillium soppii, 885 nucleotides. Its product is annotated as sterol desaturase family protein. The annotation marks the transcript as partial. The transcript has 3 exons. Lineage: Eukaryota; Fungi; Ascomycota; Eurotiomycetes; Eurotiales; Aspergillaceae. Gene Ontology annotation, biological process: ergosterol biosynthetic process. The record is from RefSeq and is a predicted model, not a curated record. Gene Ontology annotation, molecular function: C-4 methylsterol oxidase activity; iron ion binding.